Periconia digitata is the source of this 558-nucleotide messenger RNA. The record is from the annotation of a GenBank genome assembly. Lineage: Eukaryota; Fungi; Ascomycota; Dothideomycetes; Pleosporales; Periconiaceae.
AUGUCGGCCAUGAUAUCGCAGACGCUACAAGGCGCCGUGCUCAGCGCGACGUCGAACGUCCUCGCGCAAGCCAUCGCUGCGUAUAAGAACGACACGACCUUCUCCCUCGACCCAUCCCCGAUCCUGAAAUUCGCGCUAUUCAGCAUAAUCAGCAGCCCGCCCAACAUCCUCUGGCAGUCAUUCCUAGAAGACAUCCUCCCAACAAACGUCCGCGUCGCGCCCUCUGAAAAAAAGAAAAACGCAACACAGCGCUCCACCCUAAACAUCUUCCUCAAAUUCCUCCUCGACCAAACCUUUGGCGCGCUAUUCAAUAACCUCAUGUUUCUGGCCUUCAUGGGGUACACGCUUCAUCUCUCUUCUGGUAGCUCGGCGAGCGCAUACGAAGCCGUGCUGGCUUACAUCAAAACUAAUCUUGUCCCAAUGGCUAUCGAUGGGUAUAAAUUCUGGCCGGCGGUUAGUCUGGCGAGCUUUCUUUGGGUCCCGGUUGACAAGAGAGUUGUGUUUGGGUGUGCGGCGGGCAUGAUUUGGGGGAUUUAUUUGGGGUUGCUUUAUGGGUAG